This is a messenger RNA of Brienomyrus brachyistius, 1064 nucleotides long. Its product is annotated as pleckstrin homology-like domain family A member 2. The record is from RefSeq and is a predicted model, not a curated record. Lineage: Eukaryota; Metazoa; Chordata; Actinopteri; Osteoglossiformes; Mormyridae. The transcript has 2 exons. Gene Ontology annotation, biological process: positive regulation of apoptotic process. Gene Ontology annotation, molecular function: phosphatidylinositol phosphate binding. The coding region runs from base 330 to 746 and encodes 138 amino acids.
AUAAAGUGUACAGCUUUCCUCGCAAGGACCAGGACAAAGGAACCCUACUGUGAGCAAUUUAUCUGCAUCUAUUUGGGUAUUGGACUGCUAAUCCUGAAACAACUGUUGAUGAGUUACAAAUGACGUCGAGUGGGAAGGGCGUUGAAAGUAGACUAUAAAAAUGUUCAUCUCAAAGCAAUUCGUUACAGGCAUUGGCUUGCAGAAUCGGACUAUUACAUUUUCACCGAGAAACGCCACGCUUAAGCAAGUCCACAAGGAAGGUUUGCUUUAGACACGACUGUACUAAAAAAUUGAGUCCUGUAUAACAAUCCUGCUCAAAAAGUAUAACCAUGAAAAUGUCCGCAGCUGAGGUUUCCAAGGUUCUAAAAGAAGGACAACUGGAAAAAAGAAGCGACAACCUCUUUCAGCUCUGGAGAAGGAAGAUGUGCGUCCUCACUACGGACAGCCUCAGUAUCUACGAUGACAAUCAAAAAAGGUCCAAGAGCAAAGAGCUAAAACUGCAGUCAAUCAAAAAACUGGACUGCGUAGAAAGGACAGGAAAUUUUGUCUACUUCACCAUCGUCACCACGGAUAAUAAAGAAAUAGAUUUUAGGUGCUCAGGUGACGAUAGCUGCUGGAAUGCUGUCAUCACAAUGGCCUUGAUUGACUUCCAGAACAGAAGAGCCAUUCGGGACUUCAAAACGCAACAGGGGACACAGAUCAUUUCGCCUGGGAAGCCGGAUGAGCAGCCGGCAAAGGCUCCUUAGGAGAAAUCCAGUCCAGAGCUGGGAAAUUGCAGGAAACGUACGUUUCCAUUAGAAUAUUGAAAUUGGUAACUGCCAUCUGGACCAAGGGAACACCACAUCUGAGGCAUUGCAGAAGUCCACGUAGAACAGCAGGAACCUGGCGCUUCUGAUGAUAAGCUAAUGAUCACAUGAAAGACUGAAUGCGCUUUCUAUUGAAAACGUUUACUGCCGGUUAUAGCCCUGAUAUUUAUUUACUGUAACAAAGUUGCUUAACUUAUUGUAUUUCACUGAGUAUUUAUUUAAAUAAACGCUAUCGUACAGAUCGCAAUAUCCAGAAAA